Messenger RNA from Ixodes scapularis (black-legged tick), 6711 nucleotides. Its product is annotated as AMME syndrome candidate gene 1 protein homolog. NCBI's taxonomy places the organism in Eukaryota, Metazoa, Arthropoda, Arachnida, Ixodida, Ixodidae. The record is from RefSeq and is a predicted model, not a curated record. The transcript is spliced from 5 exons. The coding region runs from base 111 to 818 and encodes 235 amino acids.
GCGUUGCCGCGUUGCUAGCGCCGCCAACGCUGCCACCGUUCUAUGCUGCCGAAGCUAGCCGAAGCCGAAGCGCCUCGCAGCAGUCGAGUGGGGAAGUUGAGGGCGAAGCCAUGGCGGCUGGUUGUUGUGGAGCCAAGAAGCAAAAGAUGAACAACAAUAAUUCAGCCCCAUGUUGUAAUGGGACGAUGGUGCACCCUAAUCACUUUCAACCUAGCCACUACAAAAACGGCAUGGUAGUCUGUGUGGAAAUGUGCUUCUUUUGCUUCGACGUGCUUUACUGCCAUCUCAAUCAGUACGAGACGCCCAAGACGCCCAACUUCCCAAAUGAAUGCUACCCUCUAUUUGUGACUUGGAACAUCGGGAAAGACAAAAGGCUGAGAGGUUGCAUCGGGACCUUCAAUGCCAUGAAUCUGCACUCGGGGCUGAGGGAGUACGCCGUCACCAGUGCUUUCAAGGACAGCCGCUUCAGUCCCAUCACAAGAGACGAGUUCAACAAGCUUCACGUCUCCGUCUCCAUCCUGCGACACUUCGAGGAUGGCAACGACUACAUGGAUUGGGAGAUUGGGAUUCAUGGCAUUCGAAUAGAGUUUAUGACUGAAAAAGGCUCAAAACGCACUGCCACUUAUUUGCCUGAGGUGGCACCCGAGCAAGGCUGGGACCACGUGCAGACGAUAGACUCCCUGCUGCGCAAGGGCGGCUACAAGGGUUCCAUCUCCAACGAGAUGCGCAAGUCCAUCCACUUGACGCGCUACCAGAGUGAGAAGGUCACCAUUAGCUACCAGGAGUAUCGGGACUUCUGGAGGAACCGCCAGUGCUAGCAUCGGUGGGGGCCUCCAGCCUCCCCCCUCCUGGCCAAGUCAACGGCGACUUCAUACUUCCACCAGGGCCUUCCUUCCACCCCGCGGCGGCACCCCUCGCCUCCAGUUUCCGGGCUGCCGGCCGUGCCUAGCAUGCUCCCCCUUUUGCUUCUCCCCCUCAUCCCCUUCGUUCACCCAGGGCCAGAUCGGGAAGGUCGCGGCGCUUUUUUGUCCGGAUGACGAUCCCGUGGACUCCGUCUUCGGGUCCGACAGUUUCGUUACAACGAGCACCAAUACUCGUCGGGCGAAUCUGUCGUCUUCGUUCCAGACAAAAAGAAGUCCGCUGUCGGCCCGCGGAACGUUUUCGUGGGGACGCUCGGAGUGGCCGUGUAUCCCCGAAAGGGGACAGUCACGUAGGGCCGUCGGGCGAGGGCGACGCCUGGCAGGGUAGUCGGGCUUUCGAGAGGACUCUGGACGGUUCUCCCAGUGCCUCGUCGUCCAGUUGGCUCGCGGUUAGACGAUAUCUUUCAUGUGGUUUCCCCCGUUACGUUUGGCGGCCUCUCAUUCGAGGCUCGGUUGUUGUGUUUAGGUUUUCGGCGCCUCCAUUUGUCACAAUGCUCUGCAUCUCCCCCCCUCUCCCUUUUGUGGUUGUUUCUAGGCUGUCCUCUCGAUUGUCUGAGGGAGUACCGGGAAACUGCCCUCUUUGGGGCUGCCUUUUCAUAUGGUGGGGCUCACUGACGACUGAAUGCAGGGGGAGUGUGCGGGUCGCAUUAACUCAUUUCUGGCUUGCCUGCAAGGGGGCUGCCUGUGCCACGCUGUUAUCGAGUUGACCUGCUUUGUUCUUGCGCAGUAAUAGUAGAAAUCACGCGACAGUCGGGGUUGUUUUGUGCGGCUCGGAGCUGGUUCUUGUUUGAAUGUAAACAGCGUGGACAGACCUUUUGUUUAAAAGAUUGUAAGAGAGCAUGAGGUCGUGGGCCAUUCAUUUUUACCUUAUCCGUUCCCUGGGAAGGCUGUCCUUUCGGAUUUUAUUUUGAGUGUUUUAAGGUGUGGGACGUUGAAGCGGUACAUCGAGUUGGUUAUGCACCUCAGACAAUCAAGAGGCGUGUUUUUUUGUUCCUGUCCCUCAGGUGCAUCACCCCUUCCGCGCUACCAAUAGAUAGACAAGAAAUGAGGGAAACGAAUUUCAUCCAGGCUUCCAUUGCCUUUGCCAGUUAGUCUUUUCGUCAAGACGUGCGCGAGGACCGACUUGGAAGGCCAUGAGCACGGUGCAACGGGUUAUAUCCGCAUUGUUAAACCACUUGCACUUGCGUGCUACCUGGACCAAUCUCAUGAUGGGCAAAUUUUGUAUGCAAAUUUCUUUUCUCUAUUAUUCAGAUUAUCUGAGCUGCUGGUUCUUUUCUUGCAACUUCGGCGACUUGCUUGAUGCGUGUGCUCUUCUCUCGUCUUGUUUCUCUCUGCAAUGCGUCGGUCGCGAGAUGUGUGUCGUUUGUUUAGACUUUCUGCUUUUGUGUUCUUUACGGUUACCUUAUGCUUGAGUGUCCCUCGAGGUUCUGUUGUUUCCGGUGGGCUCUCCAUACACAAUCAUCUAAUCUUUUUUUUCUUUUCUUGCGCUAUUUAUAUAUGUAAUUCUUCUUUAUCUUUUCAAGUCAAACUCGGCCUUCUCACAGUCUGAAUGAGAAGGCAGCUAAGAACAUAAAGUGCUUCGUUGUGCACGCAAUCGCCACGCCAUGAAUUGGACAGGAACACAGCAAGAUGCAUAGCUUGCGGAGCCGUCAGUUUUAUGCUCCACAAACACCCAAGUCUCCGGUUGGGUUCGAGGCAACUCAAAAGGUCCCCGGCAUUCCUUUGUGACACCCCUUUCUCGACACAGCUAAUGAUCGCUAAUACCUCUCGUACUUAGCACCAGUCUACAAUGAAGCACUCUGCUCAUCAUGCAUUGCAAAGUGGAACACAGAGUCUCUCAGAGCGCAGCCGCCAGACGAGCUGGUCUGGGCGGCGCCGGCUUCUCUCGUGAUCCUUUGCGCCGAAGGAGGGAGUCUAGGGUCCUUUCCCCAGCAUCAGUUGCACCUACGAGAAGAUGUUGAUACACUGCCAGGUUAAAAGGAAAAAAAAAAAAUGACGAGCCAUAAUUAUUUUUUCAAAGUGUGUCCAAGUGCUUUUUCAUGAGGCAAGCAUGAUUUCGUGGCAUUGUGGGAGGGGAUAGGAAUUUUUUCAUACAUUCACCGAGGUAGGUACGUGCAGAACCCGCAACGAGUUUUGUGCAGAGUGAGUCGGCUUGCCUUUCGUGUGCCACGUGACUAAAAGGGAGUGCCCUCUGUUGCAAAACCUGUACCAUCAUGUUACGCGGAGGCCUGUUUUGUGCAGAUUGCGAUUGUUUUCAUAAGAUUUUAAGUUGCGAAGGAGUUUUUUUUUUUUUUUUUUCUUUGCCGACGACAGCGCUGCACGACGCAGGUUGCGGUCGACCCAAGGAACGACUUUGCAGUUGUGGAUCUAAAUAGUUCAUUGUUGCUGGUCAUUCGCAUUAUGUCACGGAGCAUACUUGCUGAGCUCGGUGCUGUGAAAAACGUAGAAUGCGAGGGCCCAAACCGCACCAGAGUGAUUUGGGAGGGGAGUUUACGUUACAUGAACUUGCCGAUUAGUGCACUUUGGUUGAACUGUUUUGCGUGUUGACUUGGAGCAAAGUCGGGAGGAAGGAAAACUAUAGAAAAUAAACGAACGAGCGUGCACUUGCGGCUUAUGCUGAAUUGUGCUGCUUUUGAAUAGCAAAUUCUGUGGCCUGAAUCGUUGAGGCUGGCCCUAUAGCGACUGGAACAUUAUGUAAUGAUGACAAAGUGCAGGUUUAUGAUGCGUGUUGCCUUCUAUAGGAAUUUGGCUGCGUAUAAACUUAUUCUGAACAAUGAGCUUAAGUGCUGCUGAGCACUGUGGAAAGCAGGCACUUGUUCCUUAGACAGGGUACGCUGCUUAGUGUUAUGGCCUGCUAGCAAUCAUAGUGUUUGUUUCAGUUUAUAGUUGAAUUUUUGUGCACUUUCUGCUGACAGCACUUCUAAACUGGAUGCAAGUUUCAUCUGAUGGCCAGAUUAUGACUUCCUUUAAUGGAAAAAGGAUUUCAUAAAAGCAAAGUUCUUUGCAGGUUGAUGAAAACUAGCAUGAAGUUAGUAUUGGGAUGGCCUUGAUGUAUGGGUUGUCCCAGCUAGCUUUCAUACAUCUGCAAGGCCAUUUGAUGUGAAGUCAGUAUAAUAUUAGAACUCUCGGGCAGUUUUGUUCUUAUCCUGAUGGUAAUUGGCUCAGUAGUGGCAUAACUAGGCUGUUUGUCUCUCUUGGAGUUCUCAGCUUUUUUUUUUUUUUCCACAAUAUUGCCAAUAGACCGAUGUCACUAAGCAUUCCAUGCAUGCGUGACAUCACCAUAACUGUUCACAGGAUGCAGGUGCCAGUGCACGAGACAGCUUGUGUCGUCUCGUGCCAUGCUCAUGCACACCCGCAGCAGGGUUGUCACGCGUGCAGAAAGACUACAGUUCCCUCGAUGCAUGCCAGCAGCGGUGGCACAACCAAACUGGCUUGCGAUAUCGGUCUAUUACUGCUGGCGCUUUUCCUUAUAGCCUUUGUUAAAUUCACUUGUUUUCCAAAAAAAAAAAAAUUAGCCCUACAAUUAAGCCAGUUAGAUAGGCUUCAAGAUGUCCUCCACGGCCAAUCAAAAUUUUGUUGCGCUAGGUAGUAAUAAUAAGAGUGAUGGCUGUGCAGUGGUGUAAUAGAGAAAGGCUAUUUCAGCAUGCACAUUAGCGAUUGCUUUGACAAGUCCUAGCCUGGCAUCCCCAUUGCAAUGAGGUGGUUUUAAGAGGGAAAGUUAAGAAGCCAAGACGCUCAGCAAUUAUGUUCCUAUUGUUUUGUUAUUAGCAUAAUAAUUGCCCCCUUUCUCUUUAUUCUUCUGCAUGCUUAGAUAUGGCCCUGGCUAAUUUCUAUAUGCCAGGCAUAAAGAGAAAAAAAAAAGCGAAAGGAAAAAGAAAAAAAAAAAAAAAAGGAAACUUGGAAACUGCAACCAUGCAACAGUGUAAAAGCUUUGAUGGUGUGUGUAUGCACAAGUAGUGUCGUUCCUGACUUGUAGGCAAUCUGAGUGGUGCACGGGUUCAUGUUACUGCUGGUGGUGUUGGGACUGGUGUGUUUUAAUGUUCAUUAAUACUAGGUCAUCUCUAACAAUUGUAACGAAAUGGGAAGUGCAGGUAGAGAAGAAGGUGGCAUGUUUGGGAGCUGUUCAAAGGAUUGUUGUCGUUAAUUUUUUUUUUCUUCUUCUUUUUAUGAAGUUUGCAUACUAGUUGAGUCAGAGUCAGCUCUAGGUUAUGCAAGAGACAUUAAGGGAUAUGUUGUGUUGAUCGGAUACACUGUACGGUCCCCUGCAAUAUGAAAGACCCAUUUGCCUAUUCAGUUUAUGGGCCCCUCAAAGAAAAGGGCCCCUCAAAAGGAAAAAAGAAAAAAAGAUUUUUUAAACAGUUUGAGACAUGCGUCAAAAUAUAAAUUUUACGCGAAAAAAAAAAAUUAUAUUUCUGGGCAAUAUUCACGACGAGAGAUUUAUUGGAAAUUCUGCGUGCAAAUUUUAUGACGUCACAGAAUGGUCAUUUGCCCUUUCGACCUUUUCGACAUGGUCAUUCGCUCUUUCCACCUCAACAUGAAGGCAAAGCCGAUCCACCUCUCCUCCAUGUGCCCAAAACGCCAAGAGAGAAAACAAGUGGAAAGGAGGUGACUACCAACUAAAUCGCAUCUCAGGCCGUCAGUAUUGCUCUAAAAGAUUUUUUUUCGCGUAAAAUUAAUGUUUUGACGCGCAUGUCCCAACCAGACUGUUAAAAAAAAAAAAAUUUUUUUUAGGGAUUUUUUAAGCCCAUACAUGCCAGACACAUAAAAUUUUGAGGGAGGGGAAAGAACAAAGGUUAAUCAAUUUUUUCGUAUUAAGAAAAGUUGUCCUUGUCAAAGCGAAUUCGGCAGAUCCACCUUAAAUUGCAUUUUCUAAUGGGUCUUUCAUAUUGCAGGAGGGCGUACUAUCCCUACCCCAUUGGUGCUGUGGCAUGAUCUCCACUCUUACUGGUCAAAAUGCAUUGCAGAAUUGUGGGAAUCCGUUUCUAUGUGUUUCGAUGCUGCAUUGUAAAAAGCUGCACAUCGUGCAAGCUGGGCGUGAUAUUGUAAGACAAUUCCAGAAUCGAGGUUAUAAAUUUGAGUACGGAGGCACAGAGUCCUUACAUAUUAGUUUUUAAAAAAUGUGUGAAAGGUAUCAUUUGUUCUGGUUUCACCUGCGUAAGUUUGACUUUUUAUACGACUUUGUUGCAAGGUGAGAUAAUCUGAGUACUAGGUGCACUUAAUGUGCACUCAGGCUUGAUGCCCAGAGCUCUUGCCAUGAUGCAUUUGUACUUAGUUUAAGUGUAGUAUUGAGGAAUUAAAGAUAGCAAACGUGAUUGGAUUGUGGAUGUACAGCAUGAGGAUAAAGUUCCAGAGGGCAGUGUCCAGAAGAGGCCUACCUUAUUGCGUUUCUGUACUCUAAUGAGAGGACACAUCUAAUUGGCAUGGCCAAUUCAUUAACUGUAUAGUUAUGAUCUCGUAGAAUGCAAUUAAAAUUACAAAAAGACAUUUCCACAUAAGUUGCGGUCUUGUCGAUCUGAACAGAAAUGCUGUAGACUGUAAUGUGCUGACUGUGCACUGAAGUUCUUGGGCCUUAUAGAUUGCUUGUUGAGUGUUUUGUCUGAAGUUUUUUUUAUAUCAUACACGUAUAUAGGCUAUAUCGUGUGAAUGUGUAUGCAUGACAUGAAAUGUAUCUUAAUAUUCAGUCAUCAAUUUACUGUUUCAAAAAGAAAAGCUAGCAUUGCAUAUUGGAAUGGCAUCUUGGAAUGCCAAUGUACAAUCCAAAAAUAUGGAAAUAAAGUUUUGUAUUAGUGCA